AUGUCUUUCACGAUUGGUGGAACAACAUUUCCUCCACCAGCGUUGGACUCCAUCUCCUCGAGCAGCAACGACUCGGAAAUUCUCCGUAUAGGGGUGCUCUCUGUUGCUCGCAUCGCGUACCUGGGCCUUGUCGAGCCUGUGUCUACGCACGCCUCAUCGGUCAUAACCGCCAUUGCCUCACGCGACCAAUCCAAGGCCGAUGAAUACAUCCGGCGGAAGAAGACUUAUUUGACGGGGAAAUGCACAGCCUACGGUUCGUACGAUGAGCUUCUCAACAACCCACACAUCGACGCGGUCUUCAUCCCCUUGCCCAACAGCUUGCACCAUCAAUUUGCGCUGGCCGCUCUCAAGAAGGGAAAGCACAUCAUGAUUGAGAAGCCCAUCGCCUCCAACGCGCAACAGGCGAGGGAGAUUCGCGCCGCCGCGAUCCAAUCCGGGAAAGUGGCCUUGGAAGCCUUCCACUGGCGCUUUCAUCCCGCCGCCGGCUGUGUCAAGUCGCUUCUUUUAAGCGGGGAAUAUGGUGCCGUGUUGUCCAUCGAUGCAAGAUAUGCCAUGUUCGGGGGCAUGUUCAACCGCGGCGAAGACAUCAGAUUCAAGUACGAACUUGCCGGUGGAAGCUGCAUGGACUUGACGUAUGUGUUCUCCGCGAUCGCGUACCUGGGUGUGCGUGACUCGUGCGAUCCAGACUUCGAGUUCGAGGUGCUCGAUUCAAAGUUCCGGCUCAGCCCGUACGACCCACUCGUGGACGAACAAGUCGAAGCGACCAUCCUCCUCAGCGAUCCACAUCCUUACGGCUGCAAUCGCAACAGCCGUGAGACUGGGGCGCCGCCAUCUCAGAUCCGUGCUACCGUCGGAGCCGAUCUGCACUCCCCGCCUUUCCUGGGGAUAAUCCCCCGGUUCUGGGAUCGACCGAUGCUCACCAUCCAGACCGAGAAGGCAGAAAUCACAUUUGACAACUUCAUGGGGCCCUGGAUCUCGCACAGCAUCGCCAUCACCGCGGUGACCCGGGACCCCACCGGCCAAAGAAUCCUCCGCCGCGGAAAGAAAAUCCAAACGGCGUGUUACCAGGGCGGUCCGCUCUGGGAGCAGGAAGAAAGCCGGACGGGAGCGAAAGUCGGCGAGGCGUGGUGGACGACGUGGCGGUAUCAGCUUGAGGGAUUUGUCCGCAGGGUGAAGGAUGGCGAGGCCUACGCCGGGCCCUGGGUGACGUUGGACGAGAGCGUCAGGACCAUGGAGAUGAUCGAUGCUGUCUACGCGAAAGGUGGGCUGCCUGUGAGAGGUGCCUGA
Messenger RNA from Exophiala aquamarina CBS 119918, 1287 nucleotides. RefSeq lists its product as uncharacterized. Lineage: Eukaryota; Fungi; Ascomycota; Eurotiomycetes; Chaetothyriales; Herpotrichiellaceae. Gene Ontology annotation, molecular function: nucleotide binding. The coding region runs from base 1 to 1287 and encodes 428 amino acids. The record is from RefSeq and is a predicted model, not a curated record. The transcript has 2 exons.